This is a messenger RNA of Carcharodon carcharias (great white shark), 3846 nucleotides long. RefSeq names its product NLR family CARD domain-containing protein 4-like. Gene Ontology annotation, biological process: defense response to bacterium; regulation of apoptotic process; detection of bacterium. Gene Ontology annotation, molecular function: protein binding. The transcript is spliced from 12 exons. Bases 616 to 3759 code for a protein of 1047 amino acids. Lineage: Eukaryota; Metazoa; Chordata; Chondrichthyes; Lamniformes; Lamnidae. The record is from RefSeq and is a predicted model, not a curated record.
UUCUGGUCACGUGCAUCCAGGCGAGAAAGUUUCUUCCAGUUUUCGGAUCAGAUUGCCAGUCGCGGAGAAGAGGGAGAGGCGGGGAAAGGGAGAACAAGUCUGGUGUCGGGUAAAGCGCUGGCUGCACCUUGACAGGACCCCUCCCCACCCCCACCACCGAACGGGAAAAGCCGCGAGCAGCGCAACAGCUUUCCUCUACUGGGGCUGAGUGUUCGGAUUUUAUUCAACUGGAGAAGGGGUGAAAAGAACCUGUGUUCCAGAAUGUGAUUGGAAGGUCGCAAAGGUAGCCCCACGGUUCAAGAAAGGAGGGAGAGAGUAAACAGCAGCUUCUAGACAUUAGCAGUCGAGAAAAUACUAGAAUCUAUUAUUAAGGACAUGGUAACAGCGUCAUUGGAUAAUCAGCAACUGUACAGUUAUGCGGAGAAAUCCAGGCAAAGCAGAUCCUGAAGUCAGCUGAUAAGGUACAACUCCUCUGUUAUGGCUUCUUCAAAUCAUCAAUAGUUCUUGUGACUAAGUGAUACCAUGGCCUUCUCAGAGGACCUCAGAAUUAGCAGACCAUCUUUUGGUGUUGCCUGCUGUUAAAGACUCACUGUGGCCUGAAAGCAAAAACAUUUAAUGGAUUUCAUUCGAGAACGUCGUUCUGAACUAGUUCAGCGAAUGGGAAGACAGAUAAUCAACCAGGUGGUUGAUGAACUUUACAGUAAAGGUGUUCUGAACGUUGAAGAGAAAGAUUUGAUUCUAGGAACACAGCUGUCUCAGGAGAAAGCUAGGUUGAUUCUUGGUUACAUUGAGAACAAGGGGACAGCUGCGUGCAAACUCUUUUUGGACUACCUCAAGUGCUACGACCAAUAUCUCUUUGAGGACCUAAAAUGGACAAGUAAAAAAGCCAGCAUUGAAAAGUACACAGAGAAGGACAUUGAAAUGAUUGCUGAGGAUUUAAGAAACCUUUAUCUAUCUUCAGCUUUUCAAAAGUUCCAUCCUCUUGGUGAGGAAAUAGACAUCAUUUUCGACCUAGAAACCACAUUUUCUGAUGCUGUGUUCUGGAAAAAAAAUAUAAACAACCGAACAAUAGACCAACUAAUGUUCCAGGACCUUCUGGAUGAACUAAGGAACCUCACAGUGAUUGAAGGUGAAGCCGGCAAAGGUAAAACAACUCUUCUGAAGAGGAUUGCAUCUCUCUGGGCUUCAGGGAAACACCCCUCACUGAAUCGUUUUAAAUUGGUUUUCUUUGUUAGUCUCAGGAAUAUGCAGAAGGGACUGUAUGAAAGCAUCUGUGAACAGUUACUUAGGGAACCAUACAGCCUGGAUAGUUUGACAUUCAUGAAAAUCAUAGAGAUCCUAGAACGCAAUGUGCUCUUUUGUUUGGAUGGUUUUGAUGAAUUUAAGUCCCAAGAUUACCCUGAGACUGCCAGGCUCUUCACAAAGAAUGCCCAGUACAAGCACACAGUAGUUUUAACAACACGAUCUGAGACCCUGAGCCAGGUUCGAGGCUACGCCGAUCUCCUAGUGAAAAUAGGAGACCUAACUUACAAUGGUGCAAAAAUGCUGAUUGAAAAUGUAUUAGAGGAAUCCUUGGCCAAGAGUUUGUUGACCCAACUUGACCAAUCGAGCACUAUGAAGGAGAUGAUGAAGACUCCACUCUUUGUAGUGAUCGCAUGCGCCAUUCAAAUGGGAGAUGAUGACUUCAUUCCAAAGACACAAACAGCAUUGUUCCAUACCUUGCACAAGCUAAUGAUCAAUAAAAGUCACUACAAAACCAGAGACUUGCCAGAAGAAUAUAUCAUUGAGAGCAUAAGACGUUGUGGAGACCUGGCUUUGGAUGGAAUCUUUAAGUCCAAGUUUGAUUUUAAUAUCGAAGACUUGUCAUCUCAGAAAGAGGAAAGGCUGCUGUUGGCUGCAGGCCUCCUGAAUAAAUAUGCUGCCCAAAGACUUAAGCCAGUUUACAGAUUCUUUCACAAAUCCUUUCAGGAGUACACAGCAGGCAGGAGAUUACAUGAAUUGGUGACAUCUAGCUCAGUGACAGAGAUUUCCAAAGGGCAGAUGUACUUACAGAAAAUAAAUACUAUUUCAGACAUCACCUUCAAAUACCAGAAUCUACUUCUGUAUACGUGUGGAUCAUCUAAAGAUGCCGCAGCUGAAGUAAUCAAGCACAUUGUGGGUGUUAAGGACUAUGGAACACUUUUGCAGUUUCUAGAUGAGAACGAGGAGAGUGUGAAUGUAGAAACUCAGAUGCAAAGUUCUGAGGAAGUGGAGAAACUUAAACUUCUAAACAUGAACACUCUUGUUGAACGUGGCCUGACCUUUGUCUAUGAAAGCCGUUCCCAAUCUGCUCUAGCUGCAGAGUUUGCGAUCUUUCUUCAGGGAAAAGAACUCCACAUCAAUUCCCAUUAUAUACCAGAUUACCUCUUCUACUUCGUUGAACAUUUGCCCUCUUGUUUAAGAGCUUUAGGUCUCAUUAAACUUGCGUUUUCUGGAAACUCCUUUUCUUCAAAUGGAAAUGGAAUUAAAAAACCUGAGAGUGAAAAUCAAAUGCAGUCUGUAACUCAGGCCCGAAUACCUGAGCCUGCCAUUAAACUUUUCUAUGAAACACCCUGGAAUCAGACUUUUAACACAUUGCAAAUCACAUUGAGAGAUUUUCCAGACUUGAAGCCAAAGGAGAUCAAGUGCAUUGGGAAAAUCUGUUGCUCUGCUUUGUCUUUAAUACUACAUAUAAGCAAGAGUGCAGGAAUCACAGGAAAGCUCCAUAAAAUUCUGAAUACCUGUGCACGGAACGUGCAGGACCUGGUUAUUGAAUCCACACUAUUAACUGAGGAAGAUGAACAACAGAUAGUAAAGAUGUACCAGUUAAAGACCUUGCACAUCAAUGAUCUCCAAACAGAACAAAGAGAUGGAGGAUUUAUUGAUGGGAUACAUUGCUUGAAAAGCAUUGAAAAGCUGGUACUAGAAAAUGUGAAAAUGAAUGACAUUGAUGUUAAAAAAAUAGCUGAAAGCCUUAAGAAAUUCAGCAAUAUCUCCGUGUUCCAUCUAUCCCAGCUGACAGGUCUUGGCAAUGGAAUUGAGCAACUUGUCAAAGAAUUAAGCAGUGGCAUCUGCAGCCUCCAAGAAAUUAAACUGGCCAGCUGCUGUGUGACAGGAAGAGCUGUCAUAACACUUGCUCAAAAUCUCCACAAUUUGCAAGGGUUGAAAGUUCUUGACCUAUCAGGAAAUAACCUAGGAGAGGAAGCAAUCGAUGCAGUCAGUCAACUUGUUGAUCAACUAACUGUUGCCUCAAGUUUAAAGGUGCUGAUGUUGCCUUUUGGGCAAAAUGUCAACAGUUGCCUUGAAAAACUGCUAAUCCAACUGAAAAGUCUAACAAAUGUGACAAAGUUAGGGCUGCAGAAAUGGAGGCUGAACGACCUAGACCUUGACUCACUGGCUUCCUUGGCAAUCAGUGGGCAUCUGGAAAACCUUCAGUGUUUAGAUCUGGCAGAGAAUUCUGUGACCACAAAAGGCUGGAUAGCAUUUUUUGGAGCCCUGAGAAAAAUUGAAACAGGCGGCCUUUUCAAGUUGACAUCAUUAGAUUUUAGCAGCCAGAUGGAAUUAUAUCCCGAAGCAUUCAUGGUGAAAGAAUUUGUUCAGUGGAUUGUAAAGCUCCAUUUCAUUCACGAGGUUGUACUGAUCAAUUGGAUGUUUGAUGAAAAUGACCUGAAUAUGAUUAAGAACGCAAAAACAACUCAGAAAAGGGAAUUUCAGAUAAGGCUGAGAGAAACAUACAAGUGACAAAUGAUCAGCAAGAGGAUUUGAAGCAGCUAUCAAUUUUGUUCCAUUUUAAAAGUAUUUUAUUAUAAAAAAACAAUUUUUCACUAA